Molecule: messenger RNA, 516 nt
Organism: Arachis ipaensis
Lineage: Eukaryota; Viridiplantae; Streptophyta; Magnoliopsida; Fabales; Fabaceae
Source: RefSeq, a predicted model, not a curated record
AUGGAGGGGAAGGAGGUGUAUCUUCCCCGGUUGAUUAGGCAUAGCAUGUGGAGAGCUCAUAUCCGCGGCUUGUUACCGUUUCCGACACUGAUUACUAGCUUAGCUGAGCUAGCUGAUCCCCCGACUAGCCGCCGUUCUCGAGCUAGAGCGGUAGCCGAGGCGGCUAGACCUUCAUCCUCCACAGCAGCACCUGCACCAUCAUCAGCACCUGAGCCGACCUAUCUGUUAGUGCAGCACCUUCUUUGCUUCAUGGAGCGCUUCGUGCGUCGUGUCAUGCGACGCCUCGACCGCUUAGACCAGGCGGCUGCAUCACAGGGUAUCCAGCUCCCUCCACUUCCAGAGUCCCCCGCUUCUGAUGAGCAGGAUCCGGAGGAAGAGCAUGGUGAGGAGCCGAUACAGCAGGAGGCACCACCAGAGAUGCAAACCACCACUGAGGUCCGGCAACCUCCUGAGGUCCAACAUGACAUUCCUGAGCCACAGACAGUACCACCUCCAGUUCCACCACCCUUCUUAUAG